AUGCUGCAGACCAGAUUUGACCAACUAAGCAGCUACAACCGCCAGAUCCAGAGCAACGUUUCUGACAAAUCCAUCGAAAUCAGUCAGUUACAGAGCAGCUAUGAAACACUGAGUGUAAAUCUCAGUCAGUUACAGGAUGAAGUAAAGACGCUGAAGACCAGAAUUAAAGAGAAGCUCUGUCCGGACAGAUGGAAGAGAUUUGGAUGCAGUUUUUACUUUAAAUCUGAAAAGAGGAAGUAUUGGUAUGGAAGCAGAGAUGACUGUGAGCAGAGUGGAGCACAUCUGGUCGUCAUAAACAACGAAGAGGAACAGAAGUUUGUCACUGAGCUGAGUAAGGAUGGAGAGUACUGGAUUGGUCUACGGUAUGGACGGAGACAAGGAGAAUACAAAUGGCAAUGGGUCGACGGAUCACCGCUGACAGAAACGUUCUGGGCAUCAGGACUGCCUCAUGAUUACGGUAACUUUACCGCUGUAACAUGUUGCGAUCAACAAGGAAAAUGGAGACAAAGAAGAAAUGAUGGAAGUUAUCAUGGCCCUAAGAAGUGGAUCUGUGAGAAAGAGAUUCACUGAACUCUGUGAUGACAGAGGGGGGUGUAGUGUUGGGAUCAGCUUUGUCAAAUCAGACUUUAACAUUUUGCUCAGUAGUUUAUUCUGUGUUGUUCUAAAUAACCUGGAUUACAUAGAUAUCGUCCCUCUGCCCUUCAUAGUGCACAAUCUGGUUAGAAGUCCUGAGCCCUUACUCUGUAGUCCUACAGGAUUAUAAUAGCAUUUCCAUAUAGCCACUUAAAAAUGUGCAAUGAUACGUAACAACAUUGUUUUGGGACAAAACUUUCACUUUAGCUUUUUGUUUAUCGCAAAUACAUAUUGUGUAAUGUUACCGCAAACUCAACAAACACUUUGGAUCAUGCACAGAGACUACUGUGGUAUACCCACUACAAUAAACUAGACUACACCACUGCCCCCAACUCAUCCCUACAACCUAUCAAAUCAAAUCAUUAUUCAUGUCUUACGCUGCAGCUGGUAUUCUUGUAUUUGUAUCUUAUUCCAAUGUAGGCUGUUGUUAUUUUUUUUAUUUCUUUCAUGAAAGUUUUUAACUGCUCUUUAAUGUUUUAUGAUUUAAGCGUUUUGAAUUGCCUUGUUGCUGAGUUGUGCUAUAGAAAUAAAAAAAUAUUAUAUUGCAGCGGACGCUGUCUGCGUGGCAUUUUGAAAAGUGUAACCACACUUGGGACGGCUUUAUUUGCAUUAAUGUGACUCGCUGCGACUUGAACAAGCUACAGAGGCGACGUAGCUCUGUGUG
Perca fluviatilis (European perch) is the source of this 1297-nucleotide messenger RNA. Its product is annotated as CD209 antigen-like protein E. The transcript is spliced from 5 exons. NCBI's taxonomy places the organism in Eukaryota, Metazoa, Chordata, Actinopteri, Perciformes, Percidae. The coding region runs from base 1 to 570 and encodes 189 amino acids. The record is from RefSeq and is a predicted model, not a curated record.